CGCACCUCACUUUCCGGCGAACCCCCUUAUUCCGGCGACCCCCUUCUCUUUUCCGGCGAACCGCUAUUAAUAAAAGGUCCCAGAUCUGGUCCCCCCAUUAUCUUCUCUUUGAUCCCACCAUCCCUCACUUUCCGGCGAACCCCCUUAUUCCAGCGAUCUCUUUCCCUUUUUCGGCGAACCGCCAUUAAUAAAAGAUUGUUAAUUAAAAUGGAGUGUGUUGUGCAUUCCGAUCUUGUUGAACCUACACUACUUAGACUACAGAGUCAUCAACGAUCGGAGUGGUUGUGGAAAGAAGAAAUACCAUACGAUUUGUGCAUCAGGCCUAUCAAGAUCGAGACGGCUUGGUCUCUAUUUACCUGGCCCCCGCUGCAUCAGCUUGUUGAAGAAUACUUAUCCAGUGCGGGAUUAUAUGAUGUCGUAAGAGUUGGUAGAAUGCAGUAUGAUCGACAUCUUUUUAUGGCCAUGGUUGAGAGAUGGAGGCCGAAAAGUCAUUGCUUUCACCUGCCUUUCGGUGAGGCAACGAUCACACUUCAGGAUGUACAAGUCUUGUUUGGUUUGCAUAUUGAUGGUCACCUAAUUUAUCUAACGGAUGUUUUCGGUAAAGGUCGGUGGUGGCGUGAUAUGCUAGAGGCCCUCACGGGAUAUAUUGGGCCCAUUAGUGGUAGAGUUUUGUGAGUUCGACGAAUCUAACCGAUUUCAUUAAAGAUGAGUUAGAAAUGGAACCCAUUGGAGACGAUAAUCACUAUCACUCUAUGAGCUUGAAUGAUAAUUUGGUUGAUCAACAUUGUCGAUAUUCUCAUGAACAUUGGGUUGAUCUUGUGUAAU
This is a messenger RNA of Capsicum annuum, 825 nucleotides long. RefSeq names its product serine/threonine-protein phosphatase 7 long form homolog. The transcript is spliced from 2 exons. The record is from RefSeq and is a predicted model, not a curated record. The coding region runs from base 208 to 675 and encodes 155 amino acids. Gene Ontology annotation, biological process: meristem development; meristem maintenance. NCBI's taxonomy places the organism in Eukaryota, Viridiplantae, Streptophyta, Magnoliopsida, Solanales, Solanaceae.